This is a messenger RNA of Malus domestica (apple), 960 nucleotides long. RefSeq lists its product as uncharacterized. NCBI's taxonomy places the organism in Eukaryota, Viridiplantae, Streptophyta, Magnoliopsida, Rosales, Rosaceae. Gene Ontology annotation, molecular function: rRNA (uridine-2'-O-ribose)-methyltransferase activity. The record is from RefSeq and is a predicted model, not a curated record. Gene Ontology annotation, biological process: RNA methylation.
GUUUAGGGUUUUAUUGCGAAGAAGAAAGCAGGGAAAGAAACAGAGAGGAAGAAAGGGGUAAAAGAUGAGUGGGGCAGGAAAACCAGAUUUCUUCUACAGAGAGGCUCAACGCCUGGGCUAUGUGGCUCGCUCGGCCUUCAAGCUGCUUCAGAUGCAGAAACAGUACAAGCUCAUAACCCCUGGCUCCUCUGUUCUCGACCUCGGCUGUGCUCCCGGCGCUUGGCUUCAGGUGGCUUGCCAGAGCUUGGGUCCCCUCAAAAAUGGCGGCCUUGUUGUUGGGAUUGAUCUCAAGAAGGUGAAGGUUCCAGCUGAGCAUUGUGAUUCGAGGGUUCAAACUGUUUGCGCCGACGUCAUGAAACUCCCCAGAGCCCAUGUCAGGGAACUAUCUCCACAGCAGAAAGGGUUUUCUGUGGUACUCUCGGAUAUGUGUCCCCUCGUUUCUGGAAUCUCAAGUAAAGAUGCAGCUUUAUCGCUCGAGUUAGGUAUGCAAGCACUGAAUUUGGCUGUUGGUGGAGCUGCCUUAGCUCAUUCCAAUAACGAAAUUCAAACAGAGGAAAGUAAUGAUGGGACAACUACAAUUUCAGAUGAUAAUGGUGUAUUGCGAAGGGGAGGUAAUCUUGUGAUAAAGCUUUUAGAGAGUGAAGAUGUGCAAGAAAUCAACAAGAUUUGCAAACCGCUGUUUAGAAAGGCAUCGUUGUUGAGGCCUAAAGCUACAAGAUCAUCGUCAAGAGAGAUUUAUUUGAUAUGUCAAGGUCUGCAGUCGCAGGCAAAGACUUAGAAUGAAGAUUGCACCCAAACAAGUAGAAAUCCAACGUUUGUGAACAUUGUAGGCGUAUUGCAAGACGAGUAAACUGAUCGAUUCGCGGCUGUGAAUUAUUGUGUCCUGAAUUGAACCAUACCACAUUCCUUUGAACAAUCUUGUACUAAAUGUGUCUUUCAAAAGAUUACGAUUGACUGUUA